AUGACCGAAUCUCACUUCCCGUAUGCCUGGCAUGUCGAUGACUUCCAAGCGAUACCCAUGGAACAAGACCAGUUUGAUCAGCCUUGCAUCGACUUUUCUCUCACCGAAGAAAAGUUGGAUCCCAGCUGGGCCGAGUUCAACCUGAUCACUCCAUACCAGGCCAAGACGAGUACAUUCCAACCAUACCCGCAGUUAUGGUAUGAGGCUGGUCUUGUGAGACAGGACUGUGAAAUGAAUCAAGAUUCUAGUUUCCAAUUUCCCUCUGAAAACACCCCGAAAGAUCUUUGCACAAACCAGUUAGCAACACAAAGAGCCCUUUUCAUGACACCUUCGCCUCAGCUAGCCUUUCCCUUCCCAAGCUCCCCAACAUCAGACACGCGCAGUUCCCCAGAACCAAGUCAUGCCUCUACAAGCGGGUGGGAAGGCGAAAUCGAAGAAACGCAAUACACGCAGUUUGACUUCGUACCGAGGCUGGAUACUCAAUUGCACAAUUCAACCCAGAUCACAUCUCCGCAUAGAUUUUCAGCUAUGGCGGAAGUCGAGGAUUGUUUCACACCCCUUGAGAUGCCCGAUGGGAGUACCCGUCUCACAUCAAAUUGGUUACCUGUUGAUCCCGACGCGGGAUUUACUGUUGGCUCUCCGACAAUACCCGACGAAGUCCAAUUUGAAGAUUUGAAGCAUGCUUUCUUUCAUUCGGAGUCAGCAGAUUGGUCAUAUCAUCGGUGA
Penicillium soppii is the source of this 726-nucleotide messenger RNA. RefSeq lists its product as uncharacterized. NCBI's taxonomy places the organism in Eukaryota, Fungi, Ascomycota, Eurotiomycetes, Eurotiales, Aspergillaceae. The transcript is spliced from 2 exons. The coding region runs from base 1 to 726 and encodes 241 amino acids. The record is from RefSeq and is a predicted model, not a curated record.